Messenger RNA from Amoebophrya sp. A120, 1351 nucleotides. NCBI's taxonomy places the organism in Eukaryota, Dinophyceae, Syndiniales, Amoebophryaceae. The record is from the annotation of a GenBank genome assembly.
AAAGAGCCCCCUACGAGCUUGAAAUACUUCCGAGAUCCUUUUUUCUGUCGCUAAUUGGCCUAAACCUGCACCGUGAAGUGCGACGCAUGAGUUAUCACAGGCAUCUCGUCGACGUCUGGUGUGCCGAACACGACACUGCGUAGUUUCUUUGCACGUACCCUAAAGCAAAUAAGCUCCAAGGAUGGGUUGGCUCGACCUUCUGGGCCUCGGUCCUUCCGGGCCGGUGUACCCUCCCGGGCCUCGCGCGGAGCCGGAGGUGGAAAUUCCCACGGGGACCGACACCACUCGCGGCGCGCGCCUGUUCAAGCUGAAGUGCGCACAGUGCCACACGAUCAGCUCCGAGGGAAUCAACAAACAGGGUCCGUGUCUGUUCAACGUACUGGGACGGUUAUCCGGCACCAUCCCCGAUUUCGAGUACACUAUUCCCUGAAAAUUACCCAUCCCCAUCCACUUUUUGCAUGACAAACACAUGAUUUUAUGUAUGUUUUGCAUGACAAAUUGGAUGGGGAUGGGUAAUUUUCAGGGCAUAUACACGGACGCAAACAAACAGAGCGAAAUCACGUGGUCGGAGAAACAUCUGUUCAAGUACAUCGAAAACCCGCGGCGGUACAUCCCGGGCACGCGCAUGGCGUUUUUGGGGAUCAAGGACGAACAGGACCGAGCGGACCUGAUCGCGUUCAUCAAGGAUAAUUGUCCAAAUAAAAACGGUGGUCAUCAUGUGACUGCGCCAACGCCUACGCCGGUUGUUUGCGAAAGCAGCACCGGGUCCGUGGGCACGGGGACCGGUUCGGUAAAUGAUGGGCCUCGUCCGGUUGUAGGUGUAGCGGGAGGUGCUCCAGUGGCCGCGCGUGCAGCGCAGCAACAACAGCGAUCACCUUUUGUGUGUGAGCACGGCGGAAGCACGACGAGUAGUUCCCAAACUAAGACUACGGGCGGAGAAAACCCCGGCGCGGUCGUUGCAAUAGACGUAGCGCCACGAACUGCGUCAGGAGCCGACGCUGUCUCACAGAUGGAGGACAGCAUCCAGCGUAAUUGCAGGAUGGCAGCGCAAAACGUGCAAGAGGAUUCUUUCGUGAAGAAAAGUGGUAACCCUAGCACAAUUCAGGUUUGUUGAAGAAGGGGAACAGCACCAGCGUUCUAUUGCUGCUCGUCGACUUCUGUGCUUCUGCAGUAUCGUAUCUGUGGAUCAUGCACUCGUCAUCCAACUGACGACGAUCUUCAACGAACGACAAUCACGAAUUUUCCACAGUAGACCCACUACGGCCCGUAGCCUCGACCGACAUAGGUGUUGCGUGUAGUGUCGUUACAGGCGGGGGAACACGAACAAAAGACCGACAACGCAAAAUCUUCC